AUGCAGCUACUUGAGACCAACAAGCAGUACAUUGUUGAUGGCGGGAAUCCAGAGAAGGUGAAGGAGCUCUCGAAGCAGCUUUAUUACACCACUUUGGCGAGUUUUCCCAAACGGUAUCAGCAUGCGCAGCAAGAACUGCAGAUCGUGAAGCAGAAGUGGGCGAACCGAGCGGAGCUGCAACUAGAGGAGAUCGGGAUUGCCACAUUGUUUCUCGCGGAGGUGUAUGCCUGGUUCUCACUCAGCCUCGCCGCAAUUCCCGCUGACGCGGUCCUCGCAUCCGCGAAUCCCGAUCGUGCGAGGAUUCUGGAGAGGAGCGGGCAAAUAUCGAGUGAAGGAAAGCGCGCUAUCAGGCUUGCGCAAGAGGCGGCGACCGCGGGAGGGGGGGAGGCGGAAGGGGGAAGCGGGGGGAUCGAUAUCACGGGCCAUGUUAAUCCCGCGGGGUAUAGCUGGCGGCGCGCUUCUGGCGGCGACCGCGGCGGCGGCGGGCGCGUGGGCGCAUGGGCGGCGUUCCUGGUAUGGGGCUUCGCGUUCGUGGCGGCGGGGCUUCUAGUCGCCGUCGGUAUCUUCUGCCUGGUAACUCUAUCGGACCUGCAGCACGACUACAUCAACCCACACGACAGUGCGGCGUCUAUCAACCGCUUCCUGCUGCCCGACAUGCUCGCACACGCUGCAGUCGCGCUGCUGCUGCUGCUCUUCCCGCCCUCCCUGCUCGGCCUCCUGCUCUUUGCUCUCAACUUGCCGCUGCUGCUCUUCCACGCGCGAUGUCUUCUAGCCGGCUCGUACACUGUCGACGUGACAGAAGUUUUCGUGCAGCUGCCCGAACUGCGCAGGCUGUGGCAGAAAAAGGUGGCUCUGUACUGCAUAUUGGUGCUGCCUGUGGUCUAUAGAUGGGUAAUUGCAGCAACGCAUCUGCUGGUGAUCACCUCACAACCAAAGGCCGUGCGCCGCACUGCAUAA
Molecule: messenger RNA, 957 nt
Organism: Closterium sp. NIES-65
Lineage: Eukaryota; Viridiplantae; Streptophyta; Zygnematophyceae; Desmidiales; Closteriaceae
Source: the annotation of a GenBank genome assembly